Raphanus sativus (radish) is the source of this 2293-nucleotide messenger RNA. Its product is annotated as F-box/FBD/LRR-repeat protein At1g16930. NCBI's taxonomy places the organism in Eukaryota, Viridiplantae, Streptophyta, Magnoliopsida, Brassicales, Brassicaceae. Gene Ontology annotation, molecular function: protein binding. The transcript has 4 exons. The record is from RefSeq and is a predicted model, not a curated record. Bases 871 to 2211 code for a protein of 446 amino acids.
UGGUGUCGUUUGAUUUCUUCGUCGAUGCGGUGGCUCGCUUGAUUGAUUUGGCCAGACCUGUAAUUUUUUCUGGUGUACGGUGCUGGUUGAUGCCGUCUCUGAUGUGGGUUGUUAAUUCUUCCAUCAGAUCUGGUCAAUUUUUUUUUGUUUGAGUUGUUUGUGGUCGGUGUCUUAGUCUGUACUAUUCAUCUCUUACUUGGUUUGGCUAAUCGAAAGGCUCUGGUUUAUGUCUCCCCAUGGUUGGGGCUGUUGUCUCUGAGAAGAGGUGGUUCACAUAACACCAUCUUCGCCAGCUUGCCUCUCCGGGAAGAGGCGAUUCCCUUACGCCAUCUUCGACGGCCGGUUCCAUUCUGUUUUAGUUGAUCUCCGGUUCGCGCUGUCUUAUGUCUACUCUUGCGUGUUGGAAGAUUAGAGCUUUGGAUUCAAUCUUUCUUCUCCAGUUUGGCUUAGCUGGUGGUGGUGGUUCGACUUGCUCUGUGAAUCCGGAGUAAUCUCAGGCCUGGCGUUACAGAAGUUUCGUGGUGGGAGAAGAGGAUUUCUUCCUCUUUGAUUAUUGUGUGGGCUUAAAGGUUUGGUUUAGUCUAAUGGAUGUUUUAUUUUGGGCUUUGUUUGCCUUUCGGUUUGUUGUUUGUGUUGGACUUGUCCUUUUGGACUUGAUCUUUUUAUAAAAUUCCAGAUGACAAAAAAAAAAAAAAAUGAGGCUUAUCAAUUAGUGUCCGUGUUUUAAAUCAAGCGAACUGAGAGUUCUUCUUCUUCAUCUUUGCUUCUUCCCCACCGAGAAAUCUAUUUUGUCGGAGAAGGUUACGGUGGGUUUCGUCGUAUACUUCCUCACCUCCCUGCUCAGAAGUUCAGGGCUUAAAGGCAGUAGGCAUGGAUGGUGAAAGCUCGAGUAAAAUGAUCUUCGACAGUUUAAGCAAUCUACCUGAUUCCUUGCUAUGCAAGAUACUCUCUGACCUUACCACCAAGGAAUCGGUUCGCACCAGCGUCUUAUCAAAACGAUGGAGGAAUCUCUGGUUGAAUGUUCCAUCUUUGAACUUAGAUUCCAACAAUUUCUCAGAUGAUGAUGUUUUUGUGAGUUUCAUGGAUAGGUUUCUGUGUUCUUUUGCGAACGAGCAACACUUGGAGAGAUUCAAGCUGAUCUAUGAGUUGGACGAGCAUGAUUCAUCUCGUUUCGAGUCUUGGAUCAGUGCUGCGAUUAGGCGUAAGGUUCGUCAUCUUGAUGUUCACAAUGAGGUGGACGAUGAUGAGUUCGUUAAGAUGCCUCCGUCUCUCUAUUCCUGUGAGAGAUUGGCGAGCUUAAAUCUCUACUGCGUGUUCUUGGUUCAUCCUGAAUCUGUAUCCUUGCCUUGUGUCAAGAUUAUGCAACUAGAGAUGGUCUUCUACGAUGGUGAUUCGACUCUGGAGACUUUGAUAUCGAGCUGUCCUGUUCUCGAGGAGUUGACCAUAUACCGUGACCCCAAUGAUUCUCUGAUGGCUGUGCGUGUGCGUUCCCAGUCACUGAAGAGCUUCAAAAUAGAGUGUGAGCGUUACGAAAGUGAAGGUCAUGCUGUUGUAAUUGCUGCUCCAAGGCUUGAGCGUAUGACUCUCAGUGAUCAUCGAUCUGAGAACUUCAUCAUAAACAGUAUUGGUCCCUCUGCAAAGGUAGACAUUAAUGUUCUCUUUAAUGUGGAAUAUGGUGAGUCACUGGAACCAGAUGACUCUUCCAAAGUAGCUAUGAUACGUAAAUUUCUCACCGGGUUAUCUACCGUCAGGGACAUGAUCAUCUCUGCUGACACUCUAGAUGUCAUUCAUGAUUACUGUGAAUUGGAAAAGCUACCUCAGUUCUCCAACUUGUCUUGCUUGCAUGCUUGCUUCCAAAACACUGCGUGGGAAAUGUUGCCAACCUUCCUUGAGAGUUGCCCAAAUCUACACUCUCUCGUCCUGGAAUUCACUUAUCUUCCAGAUAAUGAGCAGGUUGAUCUUUCAUCAGUGCCACAAUGUUUCAAAUCAUCUCUUGAGUUUGUUCACCUGAAGACACCUUACGUUGUAAGCAUGCAAAAGGAAGGGAGACCACUCACAGGAACCUCCAGUAAAAUGAAAUUAGCAAAAUACUUUCUAGAGAAUGGUGCAGCUCUCAAGAGACUGACUCUGAGUCGGAGUUUCUGUAACAUCGUUAGUGAAAUCAAAUCUAUUCCAAGAAGCUCUACGGGGUGUGAAAUUGUCAUGGAUUAGUUGAUGCAAGCUUAUGAUUGUUGUUCCUUGUUCAAUGCUCUUUACUUAUUAUUUUAUUUGAGUCUGAACUUUUACUUUUCCA